Messenger RNA from Monomorium pharaonis (pharaoh ant), 5803 nucleotides. RefSeq names its product serine/threonine-protein phosphatase 1 regulatory subunit 10 (gene PNUTS). The record is from RefSeq and is a predicted model, not a curated record. The coding region runs from base 780 to 4376 and encodes 1198 amino acids. The transcript is spliced from 8 exons. Gene Ontology annotation, molecular function: metal ion binding. Lineage: Eukaryota; Metazoa; Arthropoda; Insecta; Hymenoptera; Formicidae.
GGCAUACAUAACUUUUUUUUCCCCGUUACGAACGUGGCAGACCUUUUUGCUAUCGAGCGCAUAGUUCUGGAAAGGUGGCGCUGCGUGACUCGGCCGAUCAAGCCGAUGGCGGUGAUGUUCAGACGGCAGCAGUACUUGUGCGUGUAUGCGUAUGUGGAGGGGGAUAGACCAAUUGACACAUACGCACACUAACAAAAACGUGACUCAUAUUACACGAGGGGCGUAUCCGUCGCGAUUAAACUGCACGCUUCACGCACUUCGUAGACAGUGCUGCCAGAACUUCGGGACUUGGAAUUCAUUAUCGCGAUGCAAUGCCACAUAUACACAUGCGUAGAAUGUGGGACAUGUAUGUGUACACCCAGCGCGGAGCUGGCAUCCGAGAUCUAACGGCAUUGAACAUAGUGCAUACACGACAUGGACUCCUAGGGAUCACGUCCAGUUCAGGAAUAACUCUAGUUGCAGCCUAGAAUUACUGGGCAUAAUUCCUGAAUGUGCAAUUCCGGUGUUUUAGUGUUUGUAGAUUGAUCUCUACGAGCUUCAAGCAGCUGCUGUCUAGCAUCACCGAAAGGAUCAAUAACCUUUGCCCCUCUCUCGACCUCAUACUCCACUUUUUUGCUGUUACAAAACCCCCGCGCAAUUACUGACAUACGAGAUAAUUCAACUUGUUUCAAUUUACUCCACGCAUAGAUCCUCUAUCGUUACUCAAAUGCCUUAGCGUUUUAUUGGGUCCAACUGGAGGUAUUAAGAGUAGAGAAGAAGUUCAUCGAUUAGCUAAUUUAAUGACAAAAUUUUCUAAGAAACUUGUAUCAAAAUGCAUUUAUAUACAAAUAUUGAAAACCACUAAUACGGAUUUGCUUAGUCAAUUUAUGAGUGCUGGGGGAUGGAAUCUCAUUCACACGUGGCUCACCGAUGGCAUUCUUGCUAAGAAUUGGGCACUCAUUCAGGAGCUUCUUGAACUUCUACUGCUCUGUCCAGUAGAUAUCGAAAGAUUGAAGAGUAACAAUUGUCCCAAGUUGAUCAAGGGUUUGUCAAAGGAAGGUAGUCACCAGGGUGUACGGACAUUGGCUAGUCGACUUGUGGAGCAAUGGUUGAAAAUUGUAAAAGGAGAGGCAGCGCCAAACUCAGUGCCGGCUCAAAUCAUGACGGUUCCAGUACAGUCGAAUGCAAUCAUUACCCAAUCCGCCAUUAUUUCUUCGCCACAACAACUCCUACAUUCUGUGAACACUCAACAAACCGUUGAUGUCACCGAGACUGCAACCAUUCAUGUGCAGGACUUUAAACUUGCGCAACACUCUACUGCGAGUACUUCAGUAAAUCAACAAGAUCAGGAGAAACAGCAACAACUGCUGGAAAGGUUGCAGCCGCAAGUCGUCAGCAAAGCUCAACAACAAGCGCAAGUACAACAGCAAAUAACGCAACAACAAUGUAAAAAGCAAAUUGUUGUUGUGUCGACGUCCUCGUCACUGCCGGUUUAUAAAAUUACUAUUCGGGAUGGCAAUCAGGUCCUCGCAAAGGUUGAGACGGACGCAACGAAUAUAAGUAAUGUCCUAAAUACGUCUGAUACGAGUACAGACGUCGAGUACGUUCCAAACGCUACGCAGGAGGUGAGGUCGGAAACGGAGGAAUUAAAUGAGACUGAUGAGAAUGGCAGUGCACCAGCCAGUGGCCGGGACGAUGUAAUAGAUGUUGUACAAUCGGACGAUUUGGGACUCGUUCCAAGUGAAGUGAAACAAACUGUAGUUAGUUUUAAAGACAAUUUGGAUGAUAUUGAUGGUGUUAAAAGUAAUGACAUUAAAGACUCUAAGAAUAUUGCCAUUAGUGAUAGCAGUAAAUCUAGUGACAAAGAAAAUAGGGACUCUCAUAAAAAAGAUGAUAAAAAGUCUAGUAGUAGUUUUGACAAGAAAAGUAGCCAUCACUCAUCGUCGUCGUCUAAGAGUUCUAAACAUGGCACAAGUUCCAGUGCACAUCGCAGCAGCUCUACAUCCCAUAGGUCUAGUAGUCACCGUUCAAAUUCUAAUAGUAGUAGUAGUAGUAGCUCUAAAAACGUCAGCUCUAGCAAAGAUAGGUCUUCCAAGGAUAAAGAUAAGCAUCACUCCAACUCAUCUAGCAAGCACAGCUCAAGUAGGAGUAAAUCUGAGCGGGACAAGGAACGGGAAAAGGAGAAAGAGAAGCAGAAGAAGGACCAAGCAGAGAAGGACAAAGCAACUUUGGAAAAAGUACAAGGUCAAGCGUUGAGUUCUAAGUUGGGCAAAAUACCGAAGAAGAGAACGGAAGAUGAAAAGUCAAACGAUGGAAGUGGAAGAAAGUCCUCGACUGAAUCGCGCGAUAGCUCGAAAGAAAAUAAGGAGAAAGCAGAUUCGAAGAAGGACACCGCGAAGGACGUUGCGACAAAGCUAAUUACUGAAAAAAAGAACAUAUCCAUUUCAAUUGAGAAUCGAAAAAAUAGUCAGGACUCGGGGACGCGGCCGAAGACAGUGAAGACGUUCAACUCAAAAUUCAGAUCUACGGGCCUAGAGGAAGAAGUAAAACCACCACCACCUAGAUCGAAGAAGGCGGCUCCUGUUGUCGAGAAGAAGGUUCUACCUCCGAAAUUGCCCUUGAAGAGAUUAUCGCCAUUGAGGGAUGUUCCAUUGGUGGAGAAACGUGCAAAGGUAUCAUUGGAUUCGCCAACAACGCCACCUAGCGAUGAGAAGAAGGGAGCGAUUAAGCUGAUUCCACCAAAACCUAAACCGAUGAUGCUACAAGAAAGCGAUAUGUUCAUGGAUGCACUCACUGCGUCUACUAAGAGCAAGGAACCGAGAAAGCGUAAGCGAAGAGCUUCUAUUACAAAGGACGGAUCCUCGGAAGCUAAGAAACAAGAAAUCGCCAAUGCCGAUAAUCGCGAGAGCACACCACCACCUACUUCGCCUUCGAGUGCCGAGGAGAAAUCGCCAGUCGCUCUCAAACCUAAUUUUAAGUUUUAUCAAGAUACCCUAGAAAUAGAAGAAGACAAAGACCAAAGGGAAAAGGAAUUUACCGAUGAAGAAUCAAAGAGGGAUAAAGAUCAGGUGCUUGAUGAAGAAAAAGACAUUAGAGACGAUGAUGAUAGUAGAAGUAACACGCCAACGCCUGAAGAAGAUGUGGAAGAAGUGAAAGAUUUGGAAUCACCAGAAGAUGCAUCUUCGGUAACUUCGGAUUCGGGAAAGAAAGACAGUUCUUAUCCGGAAAUACGAUAUGUCGACGGACUUAAGAGCGUUCUGUUACUUCAAAAACGUAAAGGUCCCAAAAAAGUUUUGAAAUGGAAGACUGAUCUAGAAUCUAUACGCUAUUUUGAAUUGGACGAAACAGAAAGGGUUAACGUGACGAAGACGUUUACAGACAUGAAGCAAAUGGAAAAGCAAAACGAGAGGGAAGCAUUCCAGAUGGCCAGAAAAUUAAAUAAUGAAGAUUUAAUGGAAGAAAAAACGAGAUGGAAACCUUUAAUUCCGAUUGAUCUACCGCCUCCGUUGGUGGAGCCUGGCAAGGACAGCAAAGAGAAGGAUGUCCAGUAUGCUCGCGAGAAAGGCAUUCUCCAAGCUCUUUAUUUUAACCGAAGCAUGAUUCCAGACUCUGCAGCUGAACCUGAUGAAGAACGGCAUCACGUAAUGACUGAUCCCAAAAUCAUACCGUUAGAUGAUCUUACGGGCAAUAAAGAAAGUGAGAAGGACUUUACAGCGGCUCCAUGGCCUGAGCCCAAACCGCAACUUCCGCAACCAUCAACCGUAACAACGUUCCAUUAUCCGACAACUUAUCCGCACAAUCAACAAGGUAUGAUGACGACUAUGGGACCUCAAUCAGCAAUGAGUCCCAUACCACAGAUGCCCCAACCGAUGAUGGCUCCCACGCAUAUGGCUCCUAUGUCUCAGGAGAUGGCAGGACCGAUGCCGACUGCUGGCGGUGGCGGUUGGAGAACGGGCGACGGUAAAGUCCUCGUGCCAGAUGUUGCUAUGAACCCAAUGACAAAUAUGCCGGGUGGUUUUAAUCAGGGAAUAGAGAGUGGGCCCAUGGUCCCGCCGGGAAUGAUAGGACCACCGCCCAUGUAUAGUCAAGAAGGCUAUGGCCCUAUGAUGUGCCCAGAUGACAUGGGAUACAAUAACUUCCAAGGUCCACCUGGACCAAUGUACGGUCCUGGACCUAAUUUUCCAGGUCCGAGAGGCGCCCAUAUGCACAACAGAGGCAGAGGUGGUCCUGGCUGGGGAUAUCGUGGACCUGUUAGAGGCGGUUGGAGAGGUGUCGGCGGAUGGCGAGGAAGUGGAAAACAACCACCGGUAUGUAGACAGUUUUCAAAAAAUGGUUAUUGCCGUGUCGGUGACAAAUGCCAGUAUCUUCAUCCCGGUGUAAACUGUCCGCCGUUUUAGUUGUGAAUGAAACUGAAUGAGACUGAAACAGUGAUACCGAUUAAAUUCGAUACUAGUAGGUUUGAAUGCUGAUUGAGUGAUGUUGAAAGUGUCUUCAACUGGAAGAAGGACUUGCCUCCAAAAUAUAAUGAAGCAGAAGAAGAGUGGGAUUAAGCAGCGUUUUAAUAUUAUACAUAAUAUCAAUGACUUCCCUUGGAACUAUCAUGUCGAUGACAAUUUGCUUAGAAAGCAGACUCAAGUGCGCGCGAUGAACAAUGCGUACAUGUAAAGUGAUCAUUCUUAAUGUGCAAUUUUUUUGUUCCUUGCAUGACUACAUGAGCAGAAUUUCUACCUGAUAAUACUCGAUGUGUUCAAAAAUUACAAAUAUAAUGACAUUUCAGUGAAUACAAUACAAAUACAUAUAUAUAAUUGCCAUAGCAUUUAAUAUGGUUAAUUAUAAGCAAAUUGUAAAAUUGUAAUUAUAUCAGGUUCACAUCGGCUGCUGGACAGCAGAGCAUUUUUUUUCCAGAUGAUUAAAAAUUUGAGAUGAUUGCUAAUGCAAUCCCUUUUUUCAGUCUCGCUUAAAUUCUUUCAUAUUUAAAUAUCUCUAGAAUUAUAUAUAUAUAUGGUGUGGAUAUUUAAGUACAAAAAUUUUUCCUCCCCCUUUCUUUUCAUUAUCUUUCGUUUAUGUUUAUAUUUCUUAUACGAGGCUACGGCCAAGAUUAUGAUUUGUUGACAUAUGUUUUUAAAGAAUGCGAUUAAAAAAAAUUGCAAAAAGAGUCGAGUUAUACCGAUGUGACAGCUAAAGUGUUUUUACACACAACACACACACACGUUGAAAUUUUAUUGGAAAUUAUGUAUAUUUCUAUUGCUUUUUAUGGUUAAAAUAAUCGAAUUCUGGGAUAGAACAUCGAUGUUAAUAAUAUUCGAUAUUCCUGAUGGAACAGGAGUCUCAAUGACAAGCUCAUAUUUUGAAACAUGGUGCUGCGUCCUAAAAGUUUAAUAGAAAAAAAGAAGGAAUGAGGACAAAUAUUCAUAAUUUUUAUCAUAAUAUUUUUUGUGUAGAUUCUUUGUAAAUAUGUUUGCAUAAUAUAUAAACAGAUUAUUCUCUAUAUAAUAAUAAAUAACGAUAGACUGUUACUGAUAGAUUUAGUUAUGUAACGCUGAAAAGGUUAGGAUGAUAAUAUUUCAUGAGAAUUGUACAUGUUUUUUAAAGUAGAAGUUAUAAUCGAUUUGAGAUAUUAUUUGAACUGAUUUCUCUCGAGUUCGAUGUGCAAAAUCAUGUAACAAUAUUUUGUAAUUUAAACUGUCAUGGUAGUUACAAGUUUUUUACCGUGUAAGAUAAUUGAAUAUACCUUUUUGUAUAUGGUUGAUCGUUAUGUUUGUAUAUAACAUGUUGUAUAAGCAUUGCUUGAUGAAAAUACAGCAAUCACAAUUAUUUUUUAAAA